Prorocentrum cordatum is the source of this 1383-nucleotide messenger RNA. Lineage: Eukaryota; Dinophyceae; Prorocentrales; Prorocentraceae. The record is from the annotation of a GenBank genome assembly.
AUGGCGAUCUACGCUCGCAGGGCGGGCAAAACGGACACGGCGAACGAGCACGACAUGGAGCUGAUGGUGAUGAAGACCUGCCUGGCCUCCCUAGUGCCCGUGAGGAAGCAGCGCGACGAGGUCAGAGGCAGACUAGAUCGAGCCAAGGACCGUCACAACAAUACGGUAUCGCGGCUCAAGGACUUAUCCGAGCAGGAGAAGGAGAUCGAGCUGGAGAUCCAGCAGCUUCAGAGCUGCAUGAACGAGCUGGAGCAGAUGCCAGACGAACCGCCGAUGGACGACCAGCAUAUGGCGUCCUCGGCCCAGCCCCAGGCCGCAGUCGCAGGUGUUGGCCCAUACGGGCCGCAGCCGCAGUAUGCUUGGGGAUUUGCUGGAGCGCAGCAUCCACAGCAGCAGCAGCAGCAGCAGCAGCAGCCGAUGAACCAGUAUGUUGCGCAUCAGCAGCCGCCCUACAUUCAGACACACCUACCUCAGUUCGGAGCGGCUGGUGGACAACAGAACGUGAUCGGUCAGCAGCAUCAGCAGCAUCAGCAUGGUCAGAUGGGCCAGCAGAUGGGCCAGAUGGACCAGACGAAUUGCCAUCAGACCGAUCAGCAGAUGAUGGACAAGAAGCAGCAGAUGAUGGACCAACAGAUGAAGAGUCAGCAGCAGGGCCAGACAGCACCGCCGCAGCAGCAGUGCCAGAUGGGCCCGCAGAUGCACGAUCCAGGUUUACUACAAUUUCUGCGCAUGAUGGACCAGAGGCAAGCGAGGCAAGAGGAGAUCAUGUCGAACCUAGUCUCGUGGAUCAACACUGCCUCGGGCCAGCAGCAGAACCACCAUAGGCAGCAGCAGGCCGUGGGGUUUACCAUGGCCGCUGGGGAGACGGCGGCCCCUCCAGCGGACUCACCAGCGCCGCGUACACCAGAAGGCAAAACACCAGUGGGAGGCUGUUCGACGCCGAUUGCAAUGCCGAAGACACCAGCUUCACCUCAGUCCUUCGCACCAGCGCAAGGCACACCGCCUGCGUGGAGAUCGGCACACAAGGAGAAGCUCCUCACGCCGACGGAGCCCGUGGCCACGCCGAGGGAGGAGCACAAGAUGGAGGAGACCGAGAUGCCACAAGCGCCGUGGCCAAUUUCACCUACGGAGCCGUGGGCAGGGGGCACUCAGGAGGACCCCUACUUGACGGCAAUGGCGCCGAAGGAGAGCGUGACGAAGAUCGAGCCCAAGGAAGAGCCUGUCCUGGUGACGUCACAGGAUGGCGACAUGACGGACUCCCAGCAGCUCAGCGACGGCCUCGACGGCAUCGAAGUCGACGGCUACGAGGGGGGCGAUGGCAAGGACGACCCGCGCAGCCCUGCGGCCAAGGUCCUCAAGGUGGGGGGCAAAGGCGGCGCCUGA